Phyllotreta striolata is the source of this 3051-nucleotide messenger RNA. The record is from the annotation of a GenBank genome assembly. Lineage: Eukaryota; Metazoa; Arthropoda; Insecta; Coleoptera; Chrysomelidae.
ACGAAUUAACCUAACUUUUCAAUUCAAAAAAUAGAGAACAAGAUAAGAAAUUAAUUAAUACAACAAUAAUAAUUAGAUUGUAACGUAUUUAUUUAUAAAUAAUUAUUCAAUAUGACAAUUGUAACGUUAAAAGGAGUGCCCAUUAGUUUCCCAUUCGAACCCUACCCCAUACAAAAGACGUACAUGGAAAAAGUGCUAGACUGUCUUCAAAACGAAACCCACGGCGUCUUAGAGUCCCCAACCGGCACCGGUAAGACUCUCUCGCUGCUCUGCUCAACCCUGGCUUGGCUCCAGCUGAAAAAAGCCCAAAUACAGGCUCAACGCGAGAUUGCGUCGAGGACGAACGAAGACUUGUUUUUGAAGAAAAUCAACGAACAAUUAGACGAUGCCACUGGCCAAGCGUACAAUCUAAUAAGAGGAAACGUAUUACCGAAGAUCAUAUAUGCCUCGCGAACGCACAGCCAGCUGAGCCAGGCCAUGCAGGAAAUGAAACGGUCCGCGUACAGCGACAUGAAAGCCGUGAUUUUGGGCUCCAGGGACCAAAUGUGCAUACAUCCGGAAGUGGAAAGAGAGGAAAACAGGAAUUAUAAGAUUAUGAUGUGCAGGUUGAAGGUGAAAACGAAGGCGUGCAAGUUUUAUAACAAAGUUGAAAAGUUCAAAGACAAAACCCUUUCUACCAACACCAUCAUGGAUAUAGAAGACCUCGUCGGGAAGGGAAAAGAGUGCUCGUUCUGUCCAUUUUACAUGGCGAAAGAACUAAAAGAAAGCGCCGACAUCGUUUUCAUGCCCUAUAAUUAUUUAUUGGACCCUUCCAUAAGAAAAUCGCUAAAUAUCCAGCUGUCGAACUGCGUGGUGAUAUUGGACGAGGCCCACAACGUGGAAAGGAUUUGCGAAGAUUCCGCAUCGCUUCAGAUCAAAUCCUCCGAUGUAGCCCUGGCCCUCGAAGAAGUGACCGCCAUCAUGAAGAUUAUGUCUGACGAGACUAUGGACUUUGGCGAUGCUCCGAGAGAUUUCACCGCCGAAGAAUUGUGCCAACUCAAAGAAGUGCUGCUGAAUUUGGAAAAGGAAAUAGACGGUAUCGAUUUGAAGAGAAGCACCGAAGGCGUCACCAUGGAAGGGAUUUUUCUCUACGAGCUUUUCGAGAAAGUCGGUAUUCGUCAAGAUAAUUUCUAUCUGUUUGUAAAACUGAUAAAUAACGUUGUUCAAUAUUUGGCUACUAUGAAUGACGGCCCAUUCAGUCGAAAGGGAAACAGUUUGCAGAUGUUUGAGGAAAUUUUAAAUGUCGUGUUUUCCAUAAACUCCGGCGAUUGUAUGCAGAAGAUAAAAAAAUGUUACAAGGUGCACAUUCAAGAGGAGGAAGUUAAGAAAAAGGCGCCGAACAAUUGGCUAUCGAAAAUGACGUCAUCGAGGGCAGGAGGGAAGAUAAUUAAUUAUUGGUGUUUCAGUCCCGGUUUUGGAAUGAAACUGUUGCUACGCGAAGGCCUGAGGACACUCAUCUUAACCAGCGGAACUCUGGCCCCUUUGAAUCCGUUAAUAUCGGAAUUGGAAUUGGACGUGAAAGUGAAAUUGGAAAAUCCCCACAUAAUCGAUCGAGAUCAAAUUUGCGUGAAAAUCUUACCGGUGGGUCCGGAUAGCGAACCGUUAAAUAGCGGUUAUCAAAAUAGAGACAACAUGAAAUAUAUAAACUCCUUGGGCAUGUCGAUUUCAAAUAUUUGCCUCAUGGUACCCGAUGGAAUGCUCAUAUUUUUCCCGUCUUACACGAUCAUGUUGAAAUGCCAAAACGCUUGGCAAGAGAGCGGAAUUUGGGGUAGAAUAUGUAAAAUUAAGCAAAUAUUUGUGGAACCCAGAGAUAAGAACUCGUUUAACGCCGCUAUGACGGAGUAUUAUUCCAAUAUAAAAGAUCCCAAUACCAAAGGAGCGAUAUUCAUGGGCGUAUGUAGAGGAAAAGUAUCAGAAGGAUUGGAUUUCGCCGAUGCCAAUGGAAGAACGGUUUUAAUAACGGGACUACCAUUUCCCCCGCUCAAGGAUCCCAGGGUCAUAUUAAAGAGACAAUACCUAGAUAGGUGUAACGCCGAAGAUAAACAAUUUCUGAGAGGACAGGAAUGGUACAGUCUGGAAGCGUCCAGAGCCGUAAACCAAGCCAUAGGUCGAGUAAUACGCCACAAAGAUGAUUACGGUGCCAUACUGUUGCUCGACAAUCGAUUCAACAGCCCUUCGUUGAGGAAUCAAAUGUCCCUGUGGGUGAGAGAUCAAAUCAAAGUUUGCAAAGGCUUCGGGGAAAUUAUGCGCGAUCUAAAAGUGUUCUUCAAGAAUGCCGACGCAAAAUAUAAAGCCGCGCUGGAGCGGAAAUCGUCUUUGAUAUCACCGGUGUCUGAUGUGAUGUUGAUUGAACACAAUUCGAUGGAAGAAGUGGUCAUUCACAAAAGGAAUAAGAACGAUUUCGAAGGCAAUCCGAGCAAAAAAGCCAAAUUACACUUGGUCAAACCGACCACAAGUAGCGGUUCAAGCGAGAACUUCGAGAGUUCCACAAAGGAGUAUUUCGUUAUGGUGAAAAGGGGUUUAGACGAUUCAAUGUUCAAAGACUUCAAAAAUAUCCUGGAAGAGUACAAGUCUGACAGCGAUUUGAAGAAUUUAACAGCGAGUUUGGAUACGCUUUUUAAAGGUAAAUACCAUCUGAAAUACCUCAUUCCCGGUUUGGAACCGUUUAUCAACAAGAAACACAAGGUUGAGUUUAGCCAAUACUGUCAACAAAACGGCCUGUUAGACGUGUGAAAGUUUCUAACCAACUACCGUAUAUUAAGAUGUUUAUAAUUUAUUUUUAUUAGCACAAAUGUGAUAUUUCAUGAUUUCAUAUUCUGUUUAUACCUAUUAAAAAUUUCUUCUUAUUUAGUUGUGUUUUUCAAGCAUGCGAACGUUUUCGUACACCUCAAGUUCUGGCAUAUUUCUACAACGAAAUUCGAUAUGUAGGCGUCCUUUUCGGAUUUCUUAUUUUCGAAUAGUAUAAUGAGAUAAAUUGUCGAUUCCACUGUGGCAAUUAUGUACGUGUGUUGU